CAGACAUGAAAAAAUUUUGUUUGGUCGUUUGUUCUGCUUUACUGAGAGAGCCCCAGUCCGGACAUGGCACCACGCUGCUGAACCCUGCCAAGAAAGAUUAUGAUGAUGAUUAUGAUGAAGUUGACGGUGAGGAGGAGGAUAACAAUGAGUAAUAUGAGGAAGAGGUGGAAGAUGAUGAUCAUAGGAAAGAGGAUGGCCUCUCAGGUGUGGCUAGCCUUAGGUCGGCUGGGGGGCGGGGUUAAUGAGGUUUCUAGUGUAUAUGAGCAGUUGGCGGAGGCAGUGGACAGAAGAACCAACCAACAGACAAGAGAUGAAGCUGCUCCAGGUUUUGGCGUUGGUGUUCACCUGCUCUCGGACGGUGUCUUCCUCAGACCUCUCAGUCACCGUGUUCUCGACUACGUCCAGAAGUACCAUCUUGAGGUGGACCCGUGUCGAUAAUGCCCAGUCCUACAGGAUCAGCGUUGCCAAGAGCAGCUCGCCGAGCUCCCCCGUGGCAUUCGCCAUGUUUGGAGGCAACACGGUGAUGGGCUCAGUGAACUCUCUCAGUCCAAAUGUCCUCUACACGUUCACGGUGGAAGCCCUGGGCCAGAACCGGACUCCUCUAGACUCUGCCCAGAUCCAGACCUCCACAGCUCCUCCAGUCAUGGACCCUCUCACUACGAUGAAGUCCCAGGAUAGCAGAAGUUUGACAUUGGGCUUUGAGCCACAGACUGGAGCGUCUCACUACGUGGUUCGGAUCUCGGGGCCUAGCGGUCUGUUGAGGGAGGAGGUGGUGAACUCGGUGCCAGCUGUGGUCCAAGAUCUGAGCCCCUACACAGUGUACUCGCUCAGCAUCAUGGCAGUGAACAGCGGUGGCCAGAACCAGCCCUCUGAGUCCAUCACUGCCAGAACAGUCCUGGCCCCGCCUCAGCUCUCCACCUCGUCUCCAAGCAGCAACAGCAUUCAUGUCUCUUGGCAGCCGGUGGACCCUGCAGUCAGCUACACCGUCACCCUGGUCCACGUAGGGUCCAACUCCGAGGUGAAGCAGAACACAUCUUACACCAACAUAACCGUUUCUGGUCUGGAAGCGGGGGCGCUCUACACAAUCUCGGCAGUGUCCUGGGACCCCGAGGGCCGCGAGGGAGAGCCCAGCGCCUUCAUUAACCAGACCACACGACCCCCCACACCGAGCGGCAUCAACAUCUCGGUGGUGCAGCCCCACGGGGGACCAGCUGGACUUUUGGUGUCCUGGGAGCACCUGGAAGAUCUUCAUGGCUCUGUCCAGUACUGGGUUUCAAGUGACCAGAAUCUGACUUGUGACUCUGUGGACUCAGACUCCUGCAUCUUGUCUCCACUGGACUGUGGGCAGGUCCACAACAUCCAUGUGGUCGCGUCCAACCCAUCUGGGUCCAGUCUCCCGUCUGUACAUGACUUCAUCUCCUACCCCUGCUCUCCCGACUCGUUGGUUCUGGAGGACCCAGUAGAAGAUGAAUGCGCUCUAACGUGGGCACCAGUUCCUCAUGCUGAGAUCUAUGUGGUUGUCAUUAAGCGGAGUGAUGGCAGCGAGGAGACAUGCAACACCACAGACACAAACUGCACCUUCACCUGCGGCUGUGGACUCACACACCUGCUGUCAGCCUACGCCCAGAACGAUGCAGGGACCAGCCCGGCCGGCCCCAUGCUCAAUUUCACUAAAGUGCCUUGUUGUCCUGAAGAUGUCACCAUCUCUGGGGUCAGCGCGGACACGAUUGAGGUCAUAUGGACGGCUGCCCGCGGUGCUGACCUCUACGAGACGCGCGCCGUCGACUCCUUUGAGGUCAUCGUAUGCAACGACACGGCGCCAGUGUGUGCACUCUCUGACCUCAGCUGUGACCAGACCUACAGCUUCAAAGUCACGCCCUGCAACGACAUUAGUGGUUGCAACCGAGCCUGCCCCGCCCACAGCAGGGACACGGCGCCAUGCUCGCCAACUCACCUGCAGUUGCACCACACCUCUUCUGGAGUCUCCGUCAGCUGGAACUCUACAAAUCGCAUGGCUAACUUCACAGUCAUCGCAAAAAGUGAUGAAAGCACUCUCACCUGUACAAGCGACGGAGAUACAUGUGACAUCAACGACCUGCCCUGUGGCUCCAUUUAUCAUGUCAGCGUCAUGGCCACCAGCGGUGCCGGCCAGAGUUUACCCAGUUUCUCUGAGCUCCUGGAGACGGAGCCCUGCUGUCCUCAGAACCUGACGGUGGAGCAGGUGACUCAGGCCAUCACCAAUGUCACAUGGUCUCCUGCCCGAGGAGCUGACUCCUUCAGGGUCGCUCUGACAUCAUCGCGAGGUCAUGCCCGCUGCCACACACAGGACUCGCACUGUCUCAUGGGCUGCAUCACCUGUGGCACCAACUACACUGUCACCAUGGACGCCUACAGCAGCAGCGGCCGCCACGCAGACUGUGUCUACCAAGGCUUCUCCUCCAGUGCCUGCUGUCCCUCAGGAGUGAGGGUCUACAAGAAUGGAGGGACGUCUCUGAGGGUCCUGUGGCGCUCCUCCUCUUCCUCCUCCCAUAUGCAGGUCCAGAUGAGCAGUACCAGUCACAACUUCAGCUGCUCAGCGUCCCCUGGUGGCAGCAGCUGUGACAUCACUGGUGUCCAGUGUGGAGAGGUCUACACGGUGCUGGUGGCUCCUGUGACAGCAGGGGGUGCUGUGGUCCCCUUCUGCCAUCACAGACUCUUCUCAGUCACAUGUUCAGGAAGUGAUGUCGGGACAGUGUCAUAUCGUGGGAAAAGAAGCCUGAAUGACUCGAGGAUCUCUGAGGAUCUAUCAUCCUGAUGUUCAUCUUGAAUGCAGUUCAGUUUUAAACUUAAACAAGCAAACUUCCAGCUGGUCAACGUCCUUCACAAGUCCCGCCGCUGAAUCCCACGACAACGAAACCCUUUGCCC
Molecule: messenger RNA, 2905 nt
Organism: Synchiropus splendidus (mandarinfish)
Lineage: Eukaryota; Metazoa; Chordata; Actinopteri; Syngnathiformes; Callionymidae
Product: fibronectin type III domain-containing protein 7-like
Exons: 16
Coding region: 242-2794 (850 amino acids)
Molecular function (GO): protein binding
Source: RefSeq, a predicted model, not a curated record